UGUGCCUCAGUGACUCAGCAGGAACCACCUACAAAAGAGAGAGCUGCAGAUAAAUCGAGCAGUGUGUAUCUGACCCUGUGUGUGCGUGUCAGUGUCUUGAAGCUUUGACAGCAGCGAUGGCCAGGUGGACUGGAACAUUGCUGCUCUGCGUGACUCUCCUGCAGAUAUUGAGAAUGACCACCACCUUCCCCAAAGGAGCCCCUGAGUCAGCCUGUGAGGACAUGAUGCCUCAUCACACCGGGAUCAAGCCACAGCCCGGCCUGGCGCCCUACACCAUCCAAGUCAGUGUCAGCUCCUUUGAGACCGGGGUGCCAGUCGCAGUUAGGAUCCAGGGUCCGGAUUACGGGGGGCUGCUGCUGGAAGCUCGCGUGCCUGGCAGUACCAAUGCUCUGGGUUCGUGGCAGGUGCCCCCUGAAAACACCAAGUUCUUACAGUGUUCGGGGAACCCGCAAGGCGCAAUCACUCACGCAAACAUUAAUCCCAAGAACAAGGAGACAGUGUACAUGUGGACUCCGACCUCCAGUAACUGCAGCAUCCAGUUCGUGGCUACUGUGGCACAGGACCGCCAGGUUUACUGGCUGAAUGUGACAUCCGAAAUGCUGAGAGGGCGUGCUGCCGAGACUGGGGAAGGUCGGCUGGUGCUUCUGUCCAGUCUCCUACUGACACUGCUGAGUUCCAGAUAGACAGCAGCUCCUGCUUUGCAGCCUAACUGGUCCUGGAUACAAUCUAAAUUAAACCCUCUAGCUAUUGCCAGCGAGGUGCUUCUUCUUAGCAUGUUUAUAGCAGCACUUUAAUAUUUAAUUAUGCUUUAAGUAAGUUUCAUAUUUUUCUUUUUAAAUGCAUACUGUAUCCAGUUAUUUAUUACAGUAUUUAGCAGUGAUAGGUUCUGAGUAUCAGAUACUAUAUAGAUAUAGUAUAUAGAUUAUGGGUGCUGAAUUCAGUCUGACACAUCUAUACUUUUAUGAUUGUUAUGGCCCCUUCAUAAUUUGUAUUUGAUAUAGGUAUAUAGGUAACAAACUCACAGCAAAACCAGGAAUGGAUCAAACUGCUAUGCAAUGGAAGUCUUAUUUCCAUCCCUGGAAUGGUCUCACAUCAGAGCUAAGCUCCAGUCGGAAUGAUCCAAUUACAUUGUUCUGAUAUGGCACAGACUGGCUGCCUGCGUUUGUUUCAGCAGCCCCAGGUUUGAAAGUGUGAAGUGCUUAAACCUAGGACUGUAGCUACAUUACCUUUACCUCAGGGAUCGACAACAUUAGCACUGCCAGUGGAUUCCGUUUCAGGACUUUGAUCCAACCAGUUCCUUCCCUGAUCUCAGGAUAAGCAGCACAUGACUUUAGUCUCCAGUGCAACCAACAGACAGCCAUUUCAAAGCAGAUGUAUAAUGUGCAAGUAUAUACAUAUUAUAUACAAUGAUAUAUACCUUUUACAUGUUUUGCAUGUGUAAUUGAUUGUGUAAUUGCUGCAUUGUAGAAUGCAAGGAGUGCUGAAUAAAGUGAAGUAUAUUUGAAAUAAAAAAACAUUGGUUA
Molecule: messenger RNA, 1523 nt
Organism: Polyodon spathula (Mississippi paddlefish)
Lineage: Eukaryota; Metazoa; Chordata; Actinopteri; Acipenseriformes; Polyodontidae
Product: putative defense protein 3
Exons: 5
Coding region: 117-683 (188 amino acids)
Molecular function (GO): oxidoreductase activity, acting on metal ions
Source: RefSeq, a predicted model, not a curated record